AAUACAAGGGAGAUAACUCACAAAGCAUCACAGAGCCGAUAUCAGCUGACCGGACCACAUCGUAGAUUGCACGUGGAGAGAAAAUCUUCAAUUGAUUAAAUCAGUUAUCACGUCUUCUUAAGAAUAUUCCAGUGAAGUUUGGUGGUAUUUCAUCCAAAAUGAUAAGAAUACACAUUCUACAAACAAGAUAUUCCAGAGGGAUCUUGGUGCCCAGCAUUGAAUGAUCUUUUUUCCGUUCUCAACAUUUCUUUAUCUUUCCUCCUUUCCUCUUUUCCUCUAUUAAGAUUCAAGUAAUUCUCAAGAAAGUUCAUCCUUAUUGUACAGUAUACCAAUGUUAGACUUACUUAUUCUUGAGUGUAACAAUCGUAAAUUGAUAGUAAUUAUUUAUUGUAGAGUAUAUCGAUGACAUGCGUACCUCUGUCCGUUUUGUUGUACCCUGUAUUGUCCGUAUUAAUUCAUUGUCACGGCUUUUUGUAGCUUAGUAGGUAAAUAAAUCCUAGGCACAAACUGUUCAAAUAAAAUGUAACAUGAGAGGUCUUAAGUUAUUGAUGAGUCGUCGCUUUUAGUACCACAGACGCAGCUGUAAAUAAAUACUGUAACUCAAAUAGCUGUGAUUUUUCCCUGAAGAUCUGAGCCUUUACCCAGACUACUAGUUUAGACUGAACACAGUAGGAACCUUGUGUGUGACUAGUGAGGAUGUGUACUCCCCAGAAGGUCAUCAUUGAUGUGGACACUGGUGUGGACGAUGCCCAGGCCCUCAUACUGGCUCUCUCCCGACCAGACGUUCUGGACGUGUUGGCUGUCACUUGUGUUCAGGGGAAUGUAGACAUCACCAAUGUGUGUAGAAACACACUGAGGGUUCUGACUGUGUGCGACAAACUAAAUGUACCUGUACAUAAAGGUUGUGAAAAGCCGCUGACUGGCGAGGGUCCUGAUGCCACACAUUAUCACGGCAGAGACGGAAUGGGAGAUGUGGCCAAUCUGGAACAAGUUGACAUGAAUAUCAUCCAAUCAGAACACGCGACUCUAGCUAUGAUCAGAUUGGUUAAUCAAUACCCAGGGGAGAUAACUCUAGUUGCCUUAGCUCCUCUAACCAACAUCGCAGUAGCGUUGAGGCUUGAUCCAGACUUUGGACGCAAACUGAAAGAAAUGGUGAUUAUGGGAGGAAACGUCCAAGGCAAGGGAAACACGUCUCCUGCAGCAGAGUUCAAUUUCCGGAGUGAUCCGGAGGCAGCCCACGUUGUGUUGAAAGAGAUGGGAUGUCCCAUCCUGAUGGUCCCGUGGGAGACAUGCGCAGACAAUGGACAAUCUUGGACCUGGGUGGAGAACUGGCUUAAAACAGAUACCCGAAAGGGGCGUUUUCAGAACAGCAUUGUACAACACUCUAUUGGACGUUUAAAAGCUGCAAAUAGGUCACAUUACAGGUCAUGUGACUUACUAGCGAUGGCGUAUGUUAUUGAUAGGUCGGUUGCCACGGAAACCGAGGAAUUUUAUGGGGAAGUAGAAAUGUCCGGAAGUAUGACACGUGGACAGCUCGUUUGUGAUUGGAGAGAAAGUCUGGGUCGGAAUGUCAACAUCAAGGCCGUCACUGCUGUCAGUCUAGACAAGGCAAGAGUGUUGUAUGAUGGGAUGCUCCAAUAACCUCUGCCUUUCUUCAGCUUAUGUAAAGCUAUGGAGGAUGACAACAACCUAGCCAGUAUAAAUUCAUUAGUAGUUACAAUGAUUGUUACCCUCUACAAACCGGAGAUAUUAGUCAGCUUCUUUUACUGCUGUAAUCAGCUUUUUAAUCAGAAAACUUCUUACUUAGCCUGUCAAUGUUCCAGGGUAUGUGUUGUGUUGAUAGUGUAACGGAAUUGUACAACGGUAUGUGUUGUGUUCUAUGUAAAGAUAUCCGUACAAUAAUGUUAUGUUCCAGAUUUUUUUGGUUAAUUAGUCUUAUUUUUUCGUUCACAAUUCUUUUCUUUCGUUUACAAUUCUGCCUUUUACCAUUCUUUUGUUCACUGUUCUUCCUUUCACCAUUCUUUCUUGUACUAAACUCUUUUUACCAUUCUUUCUUUCAUAAGUCUUUCGUUCACAAUUCUUCUUUUCACUAUUUGUCCUUUCACCUUUCUUUCUUUCACUAUUCUUUCUUUUACAAUUCUUCCUUUCACUAUUCUUUUCUCUAUUCUUUCGUUCACUAUUUUUCCUUUCGUAAUUCUUCCUUUCACAAUCCUUUCUUUCACAAUUCUUUAUUCUUUCUUUCAUUUUCUUUUGCUAUUCUCUCUUUCACUACUUUUCCUUACACUAUUCUUCCUUUCACUUUUCUUUCAUUCACAAUUAUUUGGUUCACAAUUCUUUUGUUUACAAUUCUUCCUUACACUAUUCGUCCUUUCACCUUUCUUUGGUUCACAAUUCUUUGGUUCACAAUUCUUUGGUUUACAAUUCUUCCUUACACUAUUCGUCCUUUCACCUUUCUUUCGUUCAUAACUCUUUGGUUCACAAUUCUUUUGUUUACAAUUUUUCCUUGCACUUCGUUCUUUCACCUUUCUUUCGUUCACAAUUCUUCCUUUCACUAUUCUUGCUAUAGCCGCGUCCUCUUUGUUGGGCUACUGUUUAUAGAUAACCUUAUACAAUCCUCUAGUCACUGUUUGUUGACCAGUAAAUAACUUUAGUAGUAAAUGUUCAAAUCAUUAAAGGUAUGCUGUAUGGUUGUGGACAGUAAUCAACAUUUGAUUUGCCUAUAUAUUGAUUAAUAAACGAUAAAAUAGUU
Molecule: messenger RNA, 2749 nt
Organism: Pecten maximus
Lineage: Eukaryota; Metazoa; Mollusca; Bivalvia; Pectinida; Pectinidae
Product: inosine-uridine preferring nucleoside hydrolase-like
Exons: 6
Coding region: 697-1641 (314 amino acids)
Molecular function (GO): hydrolase activity, hydrolyzing N-glycosyl compounds
Source: RefSeq, a predicted model, not a curated record